Molecule: messenger RNA, 1828 nt
Organism: Pezoporus flaviventris
Lineage: Eukaryota; Metazoa; Chordata; Aves; Psittaciformes; Psittacidae
Gene: PLEKHS1
Product: pleckstrin homology domain containing S1
Exons: 14
Coding region: 123-1505 (460 amino acids)
Source: RefSeq, a predicted model, not a curated record
UAUUUGUUAUUUUCUUAGGCAAGCGUGCAUGCAGUGAAGUGCUGCUCAGCAGCAGGUAAAGCCAAAGGAAUUAGCUUCAAUGUUCUUGCUCUGCUUACUAUCGGGUGAAAGAAACUAUCAGGAUGGCUUCUACAGCUAAAAGAAAUUCUGCAGUGAGAACUCCAAAUACAUUUUGCCCUGAAGGUGGAGUGUGCAAGCACGGAUUCCUCAUCAAAUCACCACCUCUUCAACUUUUCAGCUCACAGAAUUCCUGGAAAAGGCGUUUUUUCAUCUUGUCCAAAACCAGCAAGGGCAAUUACAUCCUCAAGUAUCUGAAAGGCCAGAACAUAAAAGGCUCCAUAGAUGUUGAUCAAAUCAUAAAUAUUGAAGUUGGCAUCAGCAAACCCAAAAUGAUGGAGAUGGUGAGGAAGAUGUUUAAAUGCCUUCCUGAGCAGGUGAUGUCCAUCAGCACUGGAAACAGGUGUUACUACCUCAUUGGGAGCAGCAGGCAGGAAACAGAGGACUGGGUCACUGUGAUAUCUUCAGUCUGCAAGGAGGCCAAAAGUGGUGGAUGCUGCCCUCAGAACCAAGGUCUUCCAAAUUCAGAAGUCAGAAGCCGGCCUUCCUCUUUGCCACUGUUCUUAAAUUCUAUCGAUACGACCAGUUUCCUAGAAAGGCAGAGCUACCAGAAGGAGAAUGGUUCCUCAGAAGACAAGAACAGGCCUAACUCAGAUCCUGGCCCUCAUCAGGCUCAGUGUGACUCAGCAAGAGGAAUUUUUCCAAGUCUGGAUAAAACUCUGGGAACGUGUGAGGAAAAUCUGCUGUCGUCAGAUACAGAUGAAGACAUCAAACUGGAUGAAGAAGAUUAUUACCAAAGUCCCCGCAAUAUUUUAGCCCAGUGGACUACUGAGGUAUCAAAUCCUGACCCUACAGCUGGAUUUGAUGUGCAAGAGAAAGCAGUGCAGAUGAACCCAGUACAGGAGAACAUUUAUAUGCCAAUGAAAUCACUUAGGUUGCUGGAUGAGAGCUGCCAGCUUACAUGCAGACGUGAUAGGCUCCCAUCUCUUCCCAAACGCCAGCACGACAGCACGUGUCCAGGAGACUUGGAAGCAAACAGAGACCUACAAUUCCCAGAAAACAGCACCAGCCAGCAGCCAACCCUCCAGAGAAGGCAAAAUUCAUCACCACUGUCAGUGGUUCAGUUGUCUAUACUGCUCAGUCAAAUUAAAGAUGAGACCCAGCUGCAGAAGUUGGAUGUUUUCGUCCCCCUGGCUGAUAUUGACAGUUACCUAAAGCUUACCGAAGCAGCAGGACAAAUAUGUGUCUCCCAGUGGACUGGUCCUCACCAAGUGGGUUGCUUGUUUAACCACGGAGACCAUAUAGUGGCUGUGAAUGAUCUGCAACCCCGGAACGUGGAGGAGGCUUACUUCUUCAUCAGCAGGUCCACAAGAAAGGAGGUGAAACUUACUGUUUGUAGGAUUCCACAUUCAGAUAUCUUCCAUGUUAAAGACUGCUCAUGUUCCUGAAAAAAGACCUCAAUGAUUAAUGGUGUUCAAAGGCCUGAAUUCUGCAUAAAGACAGAGGGAAACCCCAGUUCUGGAGCUACAGAGGCUGAAAAUGGAAGAAAAGACAUUCCCUGGAAGCUCUUCUCCAAAGCUGCUGUGGGAUUCCAUCACUCUGCACCAUCUCUUUGAGCACAACAAAUCCAUUUCUGGCUAAGGAGUCUCUGAGGGAUGGGAUGCCUGGCUGUCACCAUACAGGGCUUCUUCCAGCUCUGUAACUGUGUCAUUCUGCCAGGAUAGACUCUAGACCCGAAUCCUGAAAUCACAGAUCAUCUAGUUCAAGAAUA